AUGGAAUCAAGAUAAGAGAAUAUCUAAAAAAUAUUGAUAAUUGGUAACACUGGCAAUGGAAAAUCAACUUUGGUAAAUUGCUUAACUGGAAAUUAAGGUGCAAUAGUUGGAAAUAAUUCUAGAGGUGUCACAAAACUUCCUUCAUUCUAUAAAACUUAGAUUAAAGGGAGAAACUUUGAAAUUAUUGAUAUGCCAGGUUUCGGAGAUAGAGACAUUUCCUUUAAAAAGGGCAAAGAAAUCUGGAAUAAAUAUUUAAAAGGUUAAAGGAUUCAUGCCAUGAUUUUUACUCAUAAAUCAGUAGAUGACAGAUUAACACAAUUUGACGCUCUUUACGCAGAUAUAGUAAAGCAAUCAUUUGAGCCGCAUGAAUUCUCAUCUAGGAUAGUUAUGGGCAUCACAUUUUGGAAUCAUUAUGAAUAUGACAAAGGAAGAAGAGAUGAAAAAAUUAACCAUUUCUCCACAGAUCUAUUAGAUGAACUUAAUGAUAGCCUAGGGUUCAAAGGAGUUUAAAAUAAGAUUAAUACGACUUUGUUUUUCACAGACCAAAUAGACUAGUGCUGA
Molecule: messenger RNA, 561 nt
Organism: Stylonychia lemnae
Lineage: Eukaryota; Ciliophora; Spirotrichea; Sporadotrichida; Oxytrichidae
Source: the annotation of a GenBank genome assembly